AUGACACAUCUCCAUGUGAUUGAGGAGCGGAUGAAUCAAAGCUUGUCUCUGCUCUACAAGGUACCAUAUGUGGCUGAAGAAAUCCAGGACGAGAUUGAUGAGCUGCUUCAGGAGCAACGUGCAGACAUGGAUCAGUUCACAUCCUCCAUUUCUGAAUCCCAGGUGGACGUCAGAGUGAGCUCUGAGGAGAGCGAAGAAAUUCCCCUGGAAGGCAAACCUUUCCGUCCGUUCCAGGUGAAAACCUUCCCAGCCUUGCCCAAAAGCGAAGGUUCUGGCAUGACCGAGUUGGAUGGGCUGAUUGGCGCCGAAGAAAAAGUGAUUAACAGCAAGAACAAAGUGGAUGAAAACGUGGUAAUUGAUGAAACCCUUGACGUGAAGGAAAUGAUUUUCAACGCGGAGCGUGUUGGCGGGCUGGAUAACGACAACUCCCUUCGCGAUGACUUCAGUUUCAGCAGCAGCGCCCUUAUUGGGCUGUUGGUGAUUGCUGUUGCCAUAGCUACCGUUAUAGUCAUCAGCUUGGUGAUGCUGAGGAAGAGGCAGUAUGGGACCAUCAGCCAUGGAAUUGUGGAGGUUGACCCGAUGCUUACCCCAGAGGAGCGGCAUCUGAGCAAGAUGCAAAACCACGGCUACGAGAACCCCACUUACAAAUACCUGGAGCAGAUGCAGGUAUAAAAAGAGAUGAAAAUACAAGAGCCCUGACCGGGAAAGGAGCAGGGCGGAGGGCCAAAGUGGUCCAGCGUUUUGGAUCAACUACUGACCAACAGUUGCUUCGAGAGGACUUCAUCUUACAUUCAGAACUCCUGGAUCAUUAAGACUGUAAUUACUACUGUAGAGUUGCAAUUUCCAUUCUUUUAAAUGGGUGAAGAAAUGAUAAUAUAACAAUAUGAUAUAUAAAUCUCCUUAAAUGGGAAAAAUGGAUCUAUUGCAGAUAUUUGACUGAGAUGUAGUUUUCUUUUUUUUCUUAAAUAAUCUGAGAAAUACCAGUUCCGUUGUACUGUUGUCUGAUACAAGCGCUAUAUAUAUAAAACGGGAAAUGUUGAUUUUUAUUUCUGAUAGACCACCUGUAUAUUGAGGGUCAUUUGUACCAGCCCGCCUUGUAAAAAGGAGACAGUUGUGGCUCUUCAGUCAUUCUGGCUUUUAUAUAUAAAGCAGUAUUCUUUUUUCCUUUUUUUUUUUUUUAAAAAAGUGAAUUUCACUGGGAGUUGCAAAGAGAUUAAUUUAGGGAUAGGAACUAUGACAGCGUAAGCAAGGAAGCAAUUGGGAAUGGUAACUAACAGAAAUCCUUAUUACGAGAAAAAAAAAAAAGAAAAAGAAAAAAAAAAACCCACCCCAUCCUCAUAUGCCAGUGGUGUGUACCCUGCUGCUUAGCAGUUUGGGCUCUAGGACUCAAGACUCCCUGGAGGCAAGGAGUUAAAAGGCUUCUAGCAUCUCUGUUAAUAGUUAUUCUAGUGGAAUGUUAGAACAUGGUUUGUGCAUACUGGGGUCUGCACAUUCCCCUUCCAGAAUCAGUUCUGCUCUAGAGUUGGAAGUUCCUGGUAUUGACUUUAAAUCCUCCGUUCCGAACCAGUUUCCUUCAGUACUCACCUGGCAUUAACAGCCCCCUCUUGCUACUACUUUCUAAUUUUCCCCAGCUCUCCUGCCUCACCACCGUGGUAAGUAGUUAAGAGACGCAGAUUUUUGAGCCUUUGCAUCGGCUUUGGGGGUUUGCCCAGAAAUGACAAAUCACUGCAAUAAUCAGUACCUUGGGAGCUGGUGAACAUGGAGUUCGCUUUAACCGGGGAGGGAAGAGAGGGACGAGUUGGGAAAGGGAUACCGCCUGCUUUAAGGGAAAUUGGAUGCAUAGGCCCCGAGAAGAACAAAGGGGGUAUUGUUCCGCUCACCAUCGUGUCUUUGUAAUGCUUGUAUAGUUGGUGUUAAUGCUCACGGCUUUUUUAAAUCUGGAGGUUCUGGUAACCUGUGGUGUAUUUUUUCUAUUUUUCCUGUGACUUUAUUUUUUCUUCCCCCUUCCGUGUCUCUUCCCACUAUGCACAGAUUUACCUGCAAACUCCUUAGUGUGGUCUGUGGGGAAUGUACAAAGUUUAAACACAUCAAUAAACACUUUAACUUCCA
Molecule: messenger RNA, 2109 nt
Organism: Cariama cristata (Red-legged seriema)
Lineage: Eukaryota; Metazoa; Chordata; Aves; Cariamiformes; Cariamidae
Product: amyloid-like protein 2
Exons: 6
Coding region: 1-672 (223 amino acids)
Biological process (GO): axonogenesis; central nervous system development
Cellular component (GO): membrane
Source: RefSeq, a predicted model, not a curated record